CGAUCAGGUGAUUGGAAAACAAGCAGGAGAGUUAAAAAUAGUUAAUGCAGGUAAUGUCUCAAUAAAGAAUGCAAUGCGACUAGAGUGGACUAAUUUUGAAGAAAUAAUCCCAACCAUAUCCACGAAGUUGAAAGAAUCAACCAUCUGUUAUGUAACUGCAAUGCCAAAUGAAAUAUUUGAAAGAAUUUUCCAAUACCACAGCAUGAAUGGGAAAAAAAUAAAUAAACUUUUAUUGGUUAAUAAGCAAUGGUAUUACAAUGCUAGUAGACUAAUAUGGCAUAAAAUAACUCUAACAGAUAUCUCCAGAGUCAAGUUUACUAAUGCAUUGAGUAAAAAUACGAAGCCAAAAUCAUGUGAACAAGUAUUAUCUCUGAAAUUUAUUGGAACAAUAAAUAUAGGACCGGAUGUAUAUAUUUCUGAAGUGUGUAAGGCAUGUGCAAAUUUACAACAGCUAAGUUUUGAAAAUUGUAAGUUGCGUAUAAUUAAUAAUAAAAAUUUAGAAGCACUUUUAGUUGAGUGUCCCAAUUUAAAAUUACUUGCAAUAAGAGGUUCCAGACGCUUAAGCCCAAAAACAAUUACAAAAAUUCCAAAACUGGCUCCUAACCUGAAAACGAUAGAAAUUAGUAAUUGUUUGCAGAUUAAAAAAGAUAUAAUAGCCGAUUUUCAAAACUUAUAUCCAACAAUAAGGCUUAUAUUUGUUGACCAACUCAAACAGUAA
Messenger RNA from Dentiscutata erythropus, 718 nucleotides. Lineage: Eukaryota; Fungi; Glomeromycota; Glomeromycetes; Diversisporales; Gigasporaceae. The record is from the annotation of a GenBank genome assembly.